AUGGGUAAUAGACUUUCUACCCUCAUGUCUCCAGGCAUUUUCUCCAAGAAAUACAUGAUUCCGUGGAAUGUUAAGGUGACUUCUUUUGAAGCACUGAAUACGAGCCGUUUUCUGAAAAGCUAUCAUGCCGAAAACCCGCAGACCAAGCAAGACUUUAUUCUGAAGGUCUUCGUCAAAUUGGAAGACAUCGAUCUCUCUAUCUUUAAAUUUAUGCUAUCUCACUAUAGGGAGAAGAUCAAUCGCUGCUGCCCCCAUGUUCUUCCCUACAUGGGCGAGUAUGAGUCCAAGACGCACGGCUUUCUGAUUCGCCCCAUGUUGUAUCAAAGUCUUCCCGAAUUCAUUUUACAAAAUCCAUGGCUCACUAGGGGCCACAAAGUUUUGUACUCCAUACAGAUGAUACUUGCAGUGAAAGAAAUGCACGAGGCCGGCCUCGUCCACGGCGACAUCAAACUCUCUAAUUUUCUUGUCACGCAUACCCAUAGCCUCAUGCUUACAGACUUUGCACCCUUUAAGCCCUAUCAGGUGUCGAUGAGCAAUCCCGUUGCUCUUAGUUACUACUUCACAGAUACGAUUGCCCCAGAACGUAUUGUCCAGGCAGACGAGGAGCUAGAUACUCUCCUUCUGCCAACCAUGGAAGCGGAUGUCUUCUCUCUGGGAUCUGCGCUCCUGGAGCUCUGGACCUCCAUCAAACCUUUCGAUCUGCCAACCCUGUUUGAGUAUCGCGACGCAAAAACAGGGAACAUCAUUAAUUAUGUCUUAUCUUUGCUUGAUCACAUCACUCACGAGGAGCUCCGCGGGCUGGUCCACGCUAUGAUCAACCCCAUUCCUUCUCAGCGCAUCGACCUCUCUACCCUUCAGAUCAGAAGCAUCUUUACACCGGAGGAGCUCUUUGCAUCUGACAUUAUCCUUUGUUUCCUAAAGUUCUUUAACCCCCUAAACCUGGACGAUGUUGUGCACGUGGGAGCAACGCUCUUUGAUGGCAUAUGUGACAUGUAUCUCAAUAGCUCCUCAUCGCAAAAGGCAGCUCUUACAAAGUGUUACUUUUGUGAUAUUCAUCAUAGGUUUCAGUUUGAGCAACAGCAGCAACAGCCCGACGAUCAGCAUGCAAGCAAAAAGGCGUCCACAAUGGCUAGGGCCUCCUCGACGAUAAACUUAGGGGCUCAGAGCAGCGCAAAUAUUACCAGAUUCGACCUUCCACAGGAUAAAAAGCAUCAGGCCAAGAAACCUAUAGAGAUGCCGUACCUGUGCACGACAAACAUGGAGAUACCAUUCAAGAUCAUUGAGCAGUUAGAUGGAACCGUCUUAAGGUCUCUUGCUACCUGCGACUGCGUUCAUCGAAUACUGAAGGAAGGAAGAACUAGCGAAGUUAGUUGGAACUGUAACGUCUUUGGUCCAUUUCGGCGAAUUCUGGCCUCGGAUACGCUGCAAGCGGCGAUGUACCACAUAGCCUACUCCAUCAUGAGGCUGAUUCAACUAGAUGCAUUUUCCAUCAGUGAUACAUAUAAGAAGGGUAUCCUCACUGUCUGCAGCUAUGCUCUUUUCAUGGAUGACUCGUACGUGUCCCACCUUAUCCGCAUGGCAUAUAGAGUCUUUCGUCUGCGACCCACGGCGGUAACGCUUGGCGGCGUAGCGUACCUCCUCAAUCUUCUUACGACUGCAUACCAGGACAUACACUAUAUUCCUCUGUUGGUCAUGGGCGAAGUCUUUCUUCCCAAGAACCAGCACGACAGAUUUCUAGAGGGGGUAGAGAUUGCUAGGCACCAGCUACUAGAUGUGGAGUCUUUGGAUGAGAAAGCGUUUGAAAGCUUAGCUAAUAUUUUCCUCUACACAGCCGGCUCAUCUAGCACAACCUACCCAUAUUUAAUCAACCACUCCUAUGUGAUCCAGCUGUUCCCACUUCUUCUUGCCAGCGUUGCCCGACUCAGCGGCGGAGAUCCUGCUCUGAAGGUCAUUAUAAACGCCAUUCUGUUGCGAAAUAAGACCUCCCUUUUGUAUAACAUCUUGCGUUCUACUUCAAUCACACCGAUCAUCCUUAGCUCAAUAAGGCUUCUUUCCGACAACAUUGUACUAAUAUCUUCGCUUUUGCCUGGAAUUCUUCCUCUUUACUUGGACUUUUUGGGAAGAACAGACUUAAGAAAAAUCACCCACUUCUGCCUCGGUGACGCGAUUGCGUCCAUCUUUGGAGGCUGUCUGGAUCAGCUUGAACCAUCGUGCAAGCAUAUAACAUCUCUAAAGACUACAUUUCAAGGGGCACGCGGGGCACACUCGGGCAAGGACAUAUUCUUCUAUGUACGCAUUUUCCUUAACAACUACCACCCUCUUCGCGAUGAUAAGGCGGCCGGCACCAUCUUUGCAGCCAUACUGAAGUCGAUCUCUAUCCUCCCAUUGGACCUGCAAUCCACGUGCAUCUACUUAUUCUGCAAAUCCGUCUACAUCCCUUCGGUUCAGUUGUCAGAUGAUUUGGGACGUUCCCUGUGGAGCCCUAAUAAUCAGAACAUCUGGCUUUUGCUGAAUGCAAUAAAGACAGUCAUAGAGAAGAAGGAUUCUCAGGACGCACUUCUAUUCUCGUUCUUCUUGAAUGAUAACCUUAAUCAAUACGUUAAUAUUCGCCUUGCAGGGGCGCUCAUGAAGAUACUGACUCUUACUGUACGAUCGUUUGACCUUUCCACGCAGGAUUCAUCUCAAUAUGCAGGUGUUCUCAUCAAGCGUCACGUAAAGCAGAGCGUAAACGAUCGUAGGCAUCAGGUCAUGCAUAUUAUCUUGCCAAAGCUAUCCCCCGUCGCUCCCCAGAUAGUAGAGAAUCUCCACUUGUUUUAUCCAGACCUGCACAAGUACUCUAGCUUCAGUGAUGACGUUUCUACCCACCAUGAUCCUGACUACGACAUCCAGCAUGAGGUCCUACGCAAGAUUCAGGAAAAUUACGCGCUCAUAGAACGGUUGACCUUUUUGACCAUCGACGAUCUUACCAAUCCCCAGCGCUACCUUUUCAUGCUUCAAGAGAUAGUUCAUGCCGCUAGCACCAUAAUUGAGAACCUGACCACUUUUGUACAACAAAUAGCAAUAAGCACAAGCAUCAAUACGGACAACUUGCAAGAAAAACAUGAAGAAAAUCUUCCGCUCUAUCUGCUGGUCAAAGACAUGCCUACAGCGCCCGAUGCCAAUCCCAGUUUCAGCGGCAUGCAUGCACGCACGCAAGACGAUAUUCUGCAUUCAAGCAAGGAGCUGAGCAGGGCUAACUUUUCGGCAUCGCAGCGAAUGGAUUUCCGCUCGCUGACUUCGCUAAACGACGUUAGUAUCUGGACAGACGCCUCUGUCAGUAGAGUCGCGGAAGAGCUUGUGUAUGCAGGACAUGGCAGCAGUGGUUCCCGCCAUCUGAUUGUUUCUAAUGAGUACCAAGUUCUGCUAAAAGACGGUGAGCGAGCCCGACAUGUUGUGGAGCUGUUUUAUGGUCCCGUGGGAGAUGCAAAGGACCGCAUGAAGGAAAUACUUUUCGGAAAGGACCAGGAAGCGAGCAUAGAAGACACGUCUGUGCAAUACUCUACGUAUAGCCUUAUUCCGGAAAUUAGUACGCUUCCAGAUGAAAGUGUUUUGCAUUCGACGCUCUUUAGCUCGCUUCUUUCGGCCUGCAAGCCAUUCCUGAUUACUGACGCAAGCGCCUCCAUACGAAAUAUGCUCCGUCCAGGGAUCCUUUCUGGAUACCUUUGCAAGUCCCUAAACAUGCAGUCUGUCGUUCUCGCCAGGAGGUGGCUGCCGUUUCUUCGCGAGUCAUCUUUGCCACCGUCAGCACUUCCCAAACUACUUAAUACUCUUCUGAAUAACCUGCUGAUCAUUAGUCCGGGGACCCACUCCCUUCCUACUAGCAACAGCCUUAUCCAGCAUGUCUGCAAGCAGUUUAAGGUUGAGGAUAUGCUUUCUGACAAACCAACAGAAAUUGGUAGGGAGUUUAUUACCAUUCCAGGCCUCCAGCAUGAUCUGAAGAAUACAUCUGUCAUAAUCACAUAUCAAAAUCCUCUGGCAUAUUCCAGGCACGAGCUUGUAAAAUAUAUCGUAGCAGAAACCCAGGUAGCUUUGGAUUUCAUCUCUAUGAGGGCGAAUCCCAGAGGCGACCUGAUCAUGAACAGCAAGACCAUUCAAGGCAUGCAGUCAAACAAUCCGCUGUACACGCAUUACUCAAACCUGAUAAGGGCUGCUUCGGACCUAAUCAUCAACGCGUCCAUAACCCAUCAUGUGAACAAAACUCCGUACAGAGCCUUACUACCCGCGAAUUCGGUUAGUCUGAACGAUAUCCAGGGACCUCUAGAGCGCAUUGGAACGAUACAAAGCAAGCUUGCAUAUGACUUUGUCGCAAAUGACCACGUCUCCAUGACAUCAAAGAACAUGACCCUCCCCGGGUGCGUUCAAACAAGGGUUUCAUAUAACUACGCAAGCCUCAAAUCCUUUACCUACUCGGCGAUUGGAAAUAUGUUUAUCAUCUUAGAUGCUAAAAACUACAUUCACUUCUAUCUCAAUCCAGUGGACGAGGCGAUCAAAUUCUUGGCGCAAAGGAUUCUUCUCCUCUCAAGGACAGUAAAGAUAUCUAUGGAGAGCUCGCCAGAAGCCCAUGCUGACCACUACUCAGUAUUGGCAGGGCUUCCUCAAGGACUUCCUCAACUGCAGAAUGAACCUAAGCACCAGAAGAUCACGGCCCCCGUUCUAACGUCUAGCCCUGCUCUGGAGUCAUUAGAAAGCAUUAUGGAGUAUCUAAGUACUGGGGUACUAACUCUUCCUCUAGCAACAUUCCACAUACCUGGUGUUUCCAUCUUACAUAUCUUUGUGGAUCCUUGUGGCAUACCCAUACUUGGGGGCGGAAAAGCGACAGAGAAGAAAAGUGUGCGCCACGAAUUCCUAGCACUCAAUAUUGUUACCGAUAGUUGCGUGGUUAAGCUCUUAGUUGAUCCUGACAUGCUUAUCCAGCAAUAUACAGAGGCCAUUUUGGUGACCGACAGCAACUGCAAUGCUAAUAGGGCUGGGGGUGUCACCUUUAGCAUGAAUGACGCUGUCUUUUCAUUGUCCAUUAGCGGCUCCGGUAAAAGUGUGGAGUUAGUGGACUUUGGGAUGCUACACAAAACACAGCUUAACGGUGCGCUUACUGAGAACACAAUCCAGUACCUAUUGCCAUACCUGACUGCAGAUCAGAUCUGCACGUUUCUUAAGGCAUACCACAAUGACUCUGUCACUGAGAAGUCUUCGGCACCUAAAGUCACACACCUGUACAUGCACUCAACCCUCUCUGCUUCCCUAGACCACGCUAAUGGUGUGGAGCUUCUACUGACUAGGCUCAGAUACAAGAACCAGUUUCCUUUGAACCUCAAAUCUGCUGAAAGCCAGGUUUAUUCCGUGAUGCCGCACAGGAUCCUAACGUAUUACAAUUGCUACCUCUUGUCAGAAAUCGUCGCUAUCCUCUCUACUACAGUGGUAACCUGCACUGCUCUUUAUGAUGGUACUUCUGGGAAUCGCAUGUACACAUUGCCUAAGGAGUUCGGGGAGAUCCAAUAUGCGUGCGAGUCAGCCUCUGGCAGCAUUGCCGUUCUAACAUCUAUGGGCUGGCUCAUUCUCCUUGAGUUCAGGGCGGGCAACCUUCUCGAUCUCUGGGUAUUGGCUGAGAAGCAACGCUACAAUGUUCAUAGGUAUUCGGCGAUUUUAGGCUUCAAUGGCCUACUGAGCCCCACGCAUUCAUUUACACACGAAGCUGAAGAGAGCGCAGAAGCCAUUACCGAGUCCACCGCAAAACCUUCUGUGCGCAGAUACUAUGCUAUUACUAGUACGUUAUUUAUUGUAGCAUACGGCUCCCAUGUGGUUAUCUACGAAUUUGACAGCAAACUGGAGAAUCCUGUCCUUCAAUUCGUCGGUGGGCUUGAUGUCCGCAUGAGUGGCCACACUAAGAAUCGCACAAAGCAACAGGAAAAGCCAGCAUUUUCAGCCAUUACUAGUCACGAGAACUCUUGCAUCCUUGGAUUGUCGAACGGGGCAGUUCUUAUGGUCAAUGAGUGUGAAAAGGAAAUCAUAUCAUGUAAAAUGCUCUCCUCUCCAAACAAGUAUCGUAUAACUUCUAACAUUGAUUUGGCAUCGACUGAUACUGUUACUAAUAACCACAAAAAGUUCGGUGUGUUUUUCAGCAACCAGCCCUCAGGACUAGUAGCCCACCAGGGGCCUGUUGUUGCUAUCAAGAGCUCUGGACACAGUGUGUUUAGUGCGGACACCAGUGGGCUAAUACUCUUCUAUCACUAA
Giardia duodenalis is the source of this 6267-nucleotide messenger RNA. Its product is annotated as Kinase, VPS15. The coding region runs from base 1 to 6267 and encodes 2088 amino acids. The transcript has a single exon. Gene Ontology annotation, cellular component: phosphatidylinositol 3-kinase complex, class III, type II; nucleus-vacuole junction; late endosome. The record is from RefSeq and is a predicted model, not a curated record. Gene Ontology annotation, molecular function: protein serine/threonine kinase activity; ATP binding. Gene Ontology annotation, biological process: macroautophagy; protein phosphorylation; late endosome to vacuole transport. NCBI's taxonomy places the organism in Eukaryota, Fornicata, Diplomonadida, Hexamitidae.